This is a messenger RNA of Dibothriocephalus latus, 329 nucleotides long. Lineage: Eukaryota; Metazoa; Platyhelminthes; Cestoda; Diphyllobothriidea; Diphyllobothriidae. The record is from the annotation of a GenBank genome assembly.
CUUGCUAUCAACCAGAAGUUACCGCUAUUAUUGUUCCCUUCCGUAACCAAUUUGCCAAUCUAUCUGCCUUCCUCAACAAUAUGCACCCGUUUUUGCGACAUCAACGUCGACGGUACACAAUUUUCGUGAUCGAACAGCUCACACCUGAGGAAUUCAACCGAGGCGCCCUCUUAAAUAUUGGAGUCAGGAAGGCCGCUAAAGUAGCCGCUUACUCUUGUUCCAUUUUCCACGACGUUGACCUCCUACCCGAGGAUGACAAGAUGAUAUACGGUUGCGAGGAUCACCCAGUGCAUCUGUCUGCUAAAUCAGUCACUUUAAAUUUCUCGUAA